Molecule: messenger RNA, 420 nt
Organism: Mesorhabditis spiculigera
Lineage: Eukaryota; Metazoa; Nematoda; Chromadorea; Rhabditida; Rhabditidae
Source: the annotation of a GenBank genome assembly
AUGGUUGCUGCAGCAUCAGCUAUUGUCCUCGUUCUCCUCCUCCUCGUCUCGGGGUGGGGCCAGGGGCGGUUCCAGAGCACCGGCCCAUUGAGGUGGCCCACAUCCCCCCGGGUCCUCGGCCUCAUUUUUCGCGCAGCCACCCCCACAGAAAUGCUCUCCUGGCUUCUGUUGGCCCUGUUCUUGGCCGGUCCGUUCGUUGCCGCCAUCGGCGAGCAGAACCAAGAGACCCAGCCAGGCUACCAAUGGGAGGACUUUGCGGCCCCGAUCAAGCGGUCUGGUGGUUUCAUGUUGGAAGACCCGUACCCGCAGAUGGCCAAGAGAAAGCAAUUCUAUGCAUGGGCUGGCAAGCGCUCCGGACCUAACACGUGGCAGGUCCCAACUUUCGAAAAGCGCCGCUUCUACGCAUGGGCUGGCAGAAAG